CAAAGUGCGUGCGGACUAGUUGGCAAAGUUGAGGGCGGCGACGUCUCUGGGAACAGCUGUUUGCGUUCGGGGCGGAGGCGGCGCGCGAGCUCCUCGGCCACGAGCCAGCGAGCCUAGAAGAAGGGUGGAGGUUCUGGAUCUCAGGGAAAAAGAGAGAAGGCGGGAUGACGCGGGGACGUGAGGCUUGAGCUCCCCGUCCCGCAGCUCAGGCCCCGUCGUGCUUUCGCCCCUUCUCGGUGACCUCAACCCGUUUAUAGCUACCCCACCUCUCCGGAGCCGGGAGUACCGCCCCUGGAGGGGGAGGGGAAGGAGAGGAAAUUUCGAACGCGGAUUGAGUCGUCUGGGCACCCGUAGUUGGGAACCGUGGAACACUGGUCCCGGGGAAGAAGGGAGGUGUCCGGGCUCGGAGGCUGUGGCGGGCCUCGCGGUGAGCUGGGCUCCGACUCGCCACGCGUGGGGAACGCGAGCCUCAACCGGGCCCGGAGCAACCCGCGGAGCGGCUGGUCCUGUCAUGGCAGACUACUGGAAGUCCCAACCAAAGAAAUUCUGUGAUUACUGCAAGUGCUGGAUAGCGGACAAUAGGCCUAGCAUUGAAUUUCACGAAAGAGGAAAGAAUCAUAAGGAAAAUGUGGCAAAGAGGAUCAGUGAGAUUAAACAGAAAAGCCUGGAUAAGGCAAAGGAAGAAGAAAAGGCAUCAAAGGAGUUUGCUGCAAUGGAGGCAGCUGCCCUGAAAGCAUACCAAGAGGAUUUGAAAAGGCUUGGCUUAGAGUCAGAAAUUUCAGAUCCAAGUGUGUCACCAGUAACCAGCACUAUCCCACCCACCUCUGCAUCAAAUCAGCAGAAAGAAAAGAAGAAAAAGAAAAAAGACCCUUCAAAGGGCAGAUGGGUAGAAGGCAUAACCUCUGAGGGUUACCAUUACUAUUAUGAUCUUAUCACAGGAGCAUCUCAGUGGGAGAAACCUGAAGGAUUUCAAGGAAACUUAAAAAAGACGGCAGUGAAGACCGUUUGGGUAGAAGGUUUAAGUGAAAAUGGCUAUACCUAUUAUUAUAAUACAGAAACAGGGGAAUCCAGAUGGGAAAAACCUGAUGAUUUCAUUCCACACUCUGGCGAUCUGCCUUCUAAUAAAGUCAGUGAAAAGUCACUUGGCACCCUAGAAGAGUCCAAAUCAUCAGAUUCACAUAGUGAUUCUAAUGGGGAACAAGAAGCAGAAAAGGGAGGAAAAAAAGGAGAGGUCUCUACAGAAACGCAAAAGCUAAAAAUAAAGUUUAAGGAAAAAAAUAAAAAUAGUGAUAAAGGAACUGAACCAGAAACACAGAAAGAAAAAAAUACCCAAGGGAAGAAUUCUUCAGGUCCAAAUGAAGAAAAACCCAAAGCUCAUAAAAAAUCAAACCCAUAUGGAGAGUGGCAAGAAAUUAAACAAGAGGUUGAGUCCCAUGAGGAGGUAGAUUUGGAACUUCCAAGCACUGAAAAUGAAUAUGUAUCAACUUCAGAGGCUGAUGUUGGUGGGGAACCCAAAGUGGUUUUUAAAGAAAAAACAGUCACUUCUCUUGGAGUCGUGGCAGAUGGAGUGGCCCCAGUCUUCAAAAAGAGAAGAAUUGAAAAUGGAAAAUCUAGAAAUUUAAGGCAACGAGGUGAUGAUCAAUAACUGUAAAAGAAAGCUUUUUGGACAGAAUGGAGACUAUACAUCUUAAGAGCUCCUCUCUGUUUAUUUUACAGUACUUAAAUGCUAAAAAUUUAGACUUAUUCUAAAUGUAAAAUAAAUCUUUUUUCAUGUGAAA
Messenger RNA from Kogia breviceps (pygmy sperm whale), 1778 nucleotides. It is a transcript of the gene WBP4, whose product is annotated as WW domain binding protein 4. Gene Ontology annotation, biological process: mRNA splicing, via spliceosome. Gene Ontology annotation, cellular component: nucleus; precatalytic spliceosome. Gene Ontology annotation, molecular function: RNA binding; zinc ion binding; protein binding. The record is from RefSeq and is a predicted model, not a curated record. Lineage: Eukaryota; Metazoa; Chordata; Mammalia; Artiodactyla; Physeteridae.